Molecule: messenger RNA, 417 nt
Organism: Lathyrus sativus (Indian pea)
Lineage: Eukaryota; Viridiplantae; Streptophyta; Magnoliopsida; Fabales; Fabaceae
Source: the annotation of a GenBank genome assembly
AUGAUUUCUCAGUUCUUCGUCCUUUCCCAAAGAGGCGACAACAUCGUCUUCCGCGACUAUCGUGGUGAAGUACAAAAGGGAAGCGCUGAAACGUUUUUCCGAAAAGUCAAGUUCUGGAAAGAGGACGCUGAUGGUGAUGCUCCACCUGUUUUUAAUGUAGAUGGUGUGAACUACUUCCAUGUCAAGGUUGCGGGGUUGUUGUUUGUUGCUACGACUAGAGUUAAUGUUUCUCCUUCUGUUGUUUUGGAGCUUUUGCAAAGAACUGCAAGGGUUAUUAAAGAUUACCUUGGUGUUCUUAAUAAGGAUUCUUUUAGGAAGAAUUUUGUGCUUGUCUAUGAACUGCUUGAUGAAAUGAUUGAUUUUGGUUAUGUGCAAACGACGUCUACGGAGGUUUUGAAGUCGUAUGUUUUCAAUUAG